Messenger RNA from Diatraea saccharalis (sugarcane borer), 2280 nucleotides. Lineage: Eukaryota; Metazoa; Arthropoda; Insecta; Lepidoptera; Crambidae. The record is from the annotation of a GenBank genome assembly.
AUGGCGUGUUUGCCCACGUCCGAGUUUGAAUCUAUACUUACCGGUACACUUGGUACUGGCCAAAGCAAAUUGCUUAAAUUAUCGUUGCAUAUGUGUGAAUGGUUAUCGAGCAGCGAAUGGUGUGACGUCAAGCUCGUAUGUGGUGGCAGAACGUUCAACGCACACCGUGCAGUCUUAGCAAGCCGAGUUCUACUGUCAUGUUCACAAGAAGAUAAUGCUUUUAUAGUCUUGCCAGAAUUCGAUCUCGAAGCUAUGUCUUCCGUUCUCUAUUAUGUUUACAACGGUGAAGUCCUUAUAGAGCAACGUAAGCUACUUAUGUUCCUUGAUAUAGUUAAAACAUUAGAAAUUUUCAUUGAUCAACAGUAUUUAGAAAAAAUACAUUACAGUAUCGAUAGUAGAUAUUUGGAUAUACUAAAAUAUCCUAAGAGCAUACUUUUGGCUAAUGAGUUGAGCUCGAAGAAUAUUAAGGAACACGAAUGUAUGAAUACUGAAAAAGUUGAAAUGAUGCAGGACAAACUUCAAUAUUCACUAAGUGACUCAGAUCUCACUGAUAAGAGUGAUAGAUGUUACAGUCACAGUGAACAACAUCCAUCUACACCAUAUUUGGACCGACAAAGGAGCUCUUUUCUACGUGAUUUAUAUAUCGAAACGUAUCCUCAAAACGGUAAUGUUAACGGUCUUACAGAAGGCGUGCGAGCAAUAUCAAAUGAACGCUAUCGUGCACCGACAUCUGUUCUCUUGACGAAUGCAAAUAGCGAACUUCCCACCGGAGCCGACAGACUUACAGAAUCAAGUAAUAAACUAGCCGAAAGAGAUUUUUUACCUAACAUAUUUCGCAAACAAAGUUGCGUGAAAGGUUUCGAUCAAGCGUACAACGGCAUUAGUACGAAAAGCUUCUUUGAAACCGCCCAAUGGACAAGUUUAGGUUUGCCGAAAUGUAAAUUAUUUAUGGAAAGUGGUUACAACUAUGAUUUGAGAAUCAGUAACAGCCAACAUGUGAUAAACUACAAGCAAACGAAUUCUAAUACCCAAUUUCAGGGGGAUAUGCAAGAAAAGAUCCCCUCAUCGUCUUUAGAUCUUAGUUUUACACGAUUUGUAAGGUCUGUAGUAUCAAAUUCGUUUAAUGAUAAGAAUAAAUAUUUAGAUAAAAUAGAUGUAACUGAAAGCAACGUUAGCGGUAUAAAUCGAGAAUAUGACAUAAAAGCGAAGUGUACUAAUUUAUACAAAGUACCAAUUUUUAAUCAAGUGAUAGAUAGCCCAUGGCGACCACGAUUGCCAAAUAAUUACAAACCAUUUAGAAGAAAAGGGACGUAUGUUACUGAUACUGCGCCAAAUAAGAAGGAAAAUUUUACAGUUGUGAAUGAUAGCAACAAUAAUAAUGUAGAGCAGACGACUGAAAUCGCUUUUGUGACUCAUAACACUGCGGACACACAAGAGCAUAGAUGUCCAAUGUGUAAUCAGGUAUUCAGCGAUGAUGGCAGCCUUAAAGUUCACAUGAAGAGGCAUACGUCAACGGCUCGGUACUCGUGCAGCGAAUGUGGGAAAACGUUCUCCCAGCUACGCAACUUCAAGUACCACGUAUCAGUGCACCGUGGUACCAGGGAGUUUGCUGCCACAUGUACCGUAUGCGGAAAAUACUUCAACGAUAGGGGCUACCUCAGCAGCCACAUGAAGAUUCACAGGAAUAGAAAAGAAUACAAGUGUUCACUAUGUCCGAAGUCAUUCAAUCAACGCGUCGCGUACAAUAUGCACGUCAGAAUACACACAGGUGUGAAACCUCAUGUGUGCGAUGAGUGCGGUAAGGCGUUUUCCCGAAAAAUGCUAUUGAAGCAGCAUCAGCGAACUCAUUCCGGUGAGCGUCCUUACGCUUGUUCCCAUUGCGACAAGCGUUUUGCUGACAGCAACGCUUGCGUUGUGUUUCGUCGUGUGAGUGAGGGUACCGGAGGCCCAACCCCUCUCUAUUCCCUUCCCUCUACCCCUCAACCAUUCCCUCCCUAUGAUCAUAUUCGUCCCUCAAAGACCGGCAGCGCGCUUGUAGCCCCUCUGGUGUUGCAGGUGUCCAUGGGCGACGGUAAUCACUUACAAUCAGGUGUAAAACCAUUCUCUUGUUCGUUGUGCCCAAAGUCGUUCACUAAGAAGCAUCAUCUUAAAUCGCACCUGAACUUCCAUACUGGUGCUAAGCCGUACUCAUGUCCUCGCUGCAACCUGGCCUUCACACAGUCUUCAAAUAUGCGGACACAUAUGAAGAAAUGUACUGCUAUAUCAGAGUCUAAUAAUUAA